Molecule: messenger RNA, 2816 nt
Organism: Camponotus floridanus (Florida carpenter ant)
Lineage: Eukaryota; Metazoa; Arthropoda; Insecta; Hymenoptera; Formicidae
Gene: ast
Product: protein asteroid
Exons: 2
Coding region: 411-2729 (772 amino acids)
Source: RefSeq, a predicted model, not a curated record
UCAAAUUAUAAUCGUACAUAUCGGUUUUACGUAUUAUGCAAGUUUUUAAAUUUUUUCUCCGUCAUUUGAUAUAUAAUCUAUCCUGUUUAAAAAUUCAACGUAUGGCUGCGCAUUAUGCGCGGAAAAUCUAUAAUAUAUGUAAUGUAAACUAUAAACUUUCUGCGCAUAAGGCAUGAGACGGAACGCGUCCCAUGUAUAUAUUGUCAUUUCAAGUCUAGCAGCCAUUGGUAAUUUGUAAUUUAUCAUGGCGUCAUGAUAAAUAUGCGCUACUAUUUACCGUGACAUGUGUAUAUUAUAUGUAAAAAUACGGUCAAAAUCAAGCGACAAAUUAAAAAUUUUUAAAAACUUAUACAAUUCAACGUGAAUAUAAUUUAUGCGAGUAAAACAUUAAGCUCAAUUACCUUUUGAGAAUGGGGAUUCCUGGAUUAACAACAUAUAUAUCCAACCAUUCGGAGGAUUAUCUUGAGAAUUAUGCUCUACGCGAUACUUAUUUAGUAAUUGAUGGGAAUAGUAUAGGAUGUCAAUUGUAUAAUUGGCAUGCGAGAUGUAACUGCGUCUUUGGUGGUGAUUAUGACAAAUAUGCGCAAUGUGUAGCAGAUUUUUUUAAUGAACUCUCCAUGUGUAAUGUCACUCCGUUGGUCCUAAUCGAUGGUGGUUGCGAAGACAAAAAGCUACAGACGGUCAUAUCUCGAACUAACGAAAAAAUUGGAAUAGCGUCGCAUUAUACACCGCACUCUCAACAGAGAACCAAAUUCUUUCCUCUACUUAUGAAAGAAGUGUUUAAAGAUGUCAUGAAGGAAAAAGGCGUCAGGUAUACGCAAUGUAUAUUUGAAGCUGAUAACACUAUAGCCGCAAUAGCACGUAUUCUCAAGUGUCCUGUAUUGAGUUACGACUCUGAUUUCUAUAUUUAUGGAUCGCUGUACAUACCAUUUGAUACAUGGGAAAAUAAUGUAAUCCCUAAUCCGGUAACUCGCGGUUACAUGAAACUUUGCAAGAUUUAUUAUCCGGAAAAGCUUUUCCGAAUUUACAACGGUUUGAAUCAAUCUUUGUUGCCUCUGGCAGCGAUAUUACUGGGAAAUGACUAUGUAAAACAACAUACGUUUCGAAAUUUUUUUCGUCACUUAAAAUUACCACGAACAGGAAGAAAAAAGUACAAUGAGCAACAACGACGUAUAGAUGCUACAUUUAAUUGGCUACGAAGAUACAGCUUAAAUCAAGCUGUAAUAGGAAUACUAAGUAGAUUACGGAAACGGGAUCGCAAACACGUAUUAAAUAUAAUAGAAACGAUAAUAAAUGGUUACACUAGCGCUUCAUUGAGCGUAUUACAUAUACUAAAUGUUCCUCCAGAGAAUUUUUCAAGAGCAAAUAUACUGGAUGCAUUUAAAACGUACAAAUUUGAAGGCGAUAUAUAUAAUCUGACAUACAUUGACGAAAAAUCGAACGAAGAAAAUCUAAGUGACGACGAUAACGAAACAGACGAAAAAGAAAUAACAACCAUACUCGAGGAAAGAAAGGUGAUUUCUAAUGAAUCACUGGUCAACAAUUUGCCUCAGUGGUUUAUUAAUGAAUUCAAAUUGGGCAGAUAUCCUUCUUAUUUCAUAGACAUAAUAAUACGGAAACUAUAUGUUUGUGCCGCACAAGUCGAAAAUUAUUUAUACGUUUCAUCUAUUGUUGCAAGUUUAAAAAUUAUAAGCGUUAUUUAUAGAUUAUUGAUAUCGGGUAUUGAAGGAAGAAGGACUUACAUGGAAUAUAUGACUAGGGAUGAGAAUAGGAAGAUAAAGCGUUAUCAGUUAGAAUACAAUGAUAAUAUAUUAGGGUGUACAUUACCAUCUUUAUUUAAUUUAAGAGAACUACCGAUUAUUAUCAGAAGACAAAUUUUAAAUGUCACAUUGGAAAUUAUCGAUGAAAAUUGUAUGAAGGAAAUUCCAUCAAACUGGACGUUAUAUAUCGCGACCAUCAAGUAUUGGAUAAAUCAACAACAAGAACCACUUAAAUUCAGUUGUCAUAUAUACUCCUUAUUAUUUGCUAUGUUAUUUAACAUAAUAGAUCACAAAAUAGGCCCGUAUAGAAAUUUAAACAGAUUCUAUCAUAGAUUCAAUAGAACUGUCGAAAAUAUUAAAUAUAUGAGAAAAAUGAGAAACUAUCGUCCACAAUAUUCAAUCGAUACUACAUUAAUAAAUGCAUUUAAUGAAGUUAAUGAGGAUGAUUGCUUGCUUGCAGCUUCAUUUUUUGUAUCAAAUUUCGAAAUUGAUCAAAAAGUAUAUCUGCACCCAAAACGAUUCAAUAUUACAAUUGUUCAUGGUUUUGCAGAAUUUCAAAAUUGUUUAAGACAUAGUAUGAAUUUGAAUGCAUUAUUGGGAUAUCCGUAUGAACAAACUAAAGUUGCUAAUAUGUUUAAUGGUACAUUACUGUAUAAUUUGUGCAGCAAUUUUAAAAGACGCGAUGACGUUGAAGUUUAUAUUAAUACAAUUUUUCAAAAUUCUCCGAGUUUAUCGCAUCUAUUUAAUAUACUCUUAUUAAAAGUCAAACCUCUGUUUAAUACAGCAUUGGAAAAGAAAGCCAGUAAAUGUAAAAAGCAAAAGACAAAAAGAAAGUGUGAAAAAAACGAUUCUACUACACAGGAAGAAGAUCAUGAGAAAGAAGCUGUAAACGCAUGUGAAAGUACCAGUGAAGAAAUCUUUUAUGAUGUAAAUAAUUCUUUUUCUAUCCUUGGUGCUACGCAACAUUAAAUCUUUUUAUUGUGAUUAAAUUGCACCUGUACAUAUAUCACAAUUAUGUAUUUAUAAUUUAUAUGUACCUUUUACAAAUAAAGAUAA